Molecule: messenger RNA, 570 nt
Organism: Coffea eugenioides
Lineage: Eukaryota; Viridiplantae; Streptophyta; Magnoliopsida; Gentianales; Rubiaceae
Exons: 2
Coding region: 47-340 (97 amino acids)
Source: RefSeq, a predicted model, not a curated record
UGUUGUCAAUAAUAUUUGCUGAUCUGCUCUUGUCUUGGAAACAAUAAUGUGUCCAUUACGGUUCAUUCUGGUGUUCUUGUCUGCCGUAUUAGCUGGGUAUUUUGCAUGGACGAGCGUCCGCUCUUCACAGGAAUCUGGAUUGAUGAUGGUUUCAGACCAUUCUGCACACAAACCCACUCGCGAAAAGCAAGGACUCAGCUAUGUCAAGAUGAUGCAAAAUGGCUUCUGGGUAUUCAUUGACAUGGCCAGCGGAAGGCACCUGUGGAGGCAUCUCAAAGAGAUGAAGAAAGGCCACACCACCAAUGAGGAAGCCAAGAAAGAGAGAGUGGAAUCCUCAUAAGAGCCGACACUACUUGAAAUCUUCUGUGCAGGUUUAGGGGCUAAUUGGUGGAAACAUCAGGAUACUUCUUUUUGUAAAAUUCCAGAACGAUUCUUCCCUUCUGACAUAUGCUAUCAGCAUUAGGUAUCGGCUCCUGCUGAUAAGUUUUUUACAUUCCGUGAUGUUUUCUUUUUAUCAUCAGAAAGGUUCUAUGUUCCUCCUGAAUUUACCAUGACUAAGAAAAGAAAAUC